AUGGGGAUUAAUACACCGAAUGAAUUGUCGGAAAUCGAACGACAGCGACAAGCCAAUAUCGCCGAACAGAAAGCUCUUCUCAAAGAUCUACAGCUCACACAGCCGGCGGGGAAAUUUGCAAGCCCGGGAACAUCAAGCCGGAAUGGAAACGCUAAAAAUAAGAAGCGACCUGCACCCAAGCGUGUAAAGGAGGAGGACUCCCCUGCUCCACGACGACAAUCAUCACGUCUCCAGGGACUAGCUGCUGAUAGCGAAGUUGCCAAGCGCAAAGCCGAAGAGCAAUACGAGGCAGCCAAAGAAGUUGAGCGUGCGAAGAAGGUUAGGCGGACUGAUUCAUUUACGCAAAAUGACAUGUUUAUUGCUGGCCAAAAGCUCAGUGGUGAAAGCCUGAUUGGAAUCGAUGUAGUCAACAAGGGCGUUGCGGAGCCAUACUUGCGCACAUUCGGGGACGAGGACAUCGAGAAGACGACGGAUAAGGAACUCAAGGCCAUUCGUGAGGAAAUGAAUGGACUGAAGCUGUGGGACAAAUGGGAUCCACAAAGGAUCAAAAUCACUCCCGAGCGUGUGUAUACCAUGACAUUCCACCCUUCCGAAUCAAAACCUUUAGUGUUUGCUGGUGAUAAGAUGGGACAUCUUGGUAUUCUCGAUGCCUCACAAGAAAAACCCGAGGCGAAGCAAGAAGACGAUGAAGACGAAGACGAAGAUGAUCCCGACCCUGUUCUCACCACACUCAAGAUCCACACUCGCACGAUCUGCUCGAUGACGAUUCACCCAUCAAAGCCAACAUCGUUAUACACGGCUAGCUACGACAGCUCUAUUCGCGAAUUAGAUCUGGAAAAAACCGUGUCAGUUGAGAAAUACGGACCAGAGUCUACCAACAUCGACGAGGCGAUUUCAGGCAUUGAUAUGGCAUCCGAGGAUUCCAACGUUCUUUAUUGGACUACACUCAACGGUGGCUUUUCUCGCUAUGAUGUGCGCGCUCCCAAAAAGACAGUGUCAUCCUGGCAGUUGUCCGAAAAAAAGAUUGGUGGAUUCACAUUGUGCCCAUCAUCUUCGCAUCUCUUUGCCACCGCCAGUUUGGAUCGCUUCAUGCGAUUGUGGGAUCUGCGGAACCUAUCUUCCCAUGAGCCAGAGCCCGUGGCCGAGCAUGAGAGCCGCCUUUCUGUGUCACACGCUGCCUUCAAUGCUGCUGGUCAAAUCGCCACAUCCUCCUAUGAUGACACUCUCAAGAUCUAUGACAUGGGCCCCAAGGGUAUCUCUUCAUGGGCAAAAGGGCACACAGUAUCUGCCGACAAAUUUCGACCAGAUACUGUCGUGCGGCAUAAUUGUCAAACUGGACGUUGGGUUACAAUUCUUCGUCCCCAAUGGCAAGUAAACCCACAAUCACGUAUUCAAAAGUUCUGCAUUGGAAACAUGAACCGAUUCGUUGAUGUUUACAGUUCCAACGGUGAUCAACUUGCUCAGCUAGGCGGCGAUGGCAUCACGGCUGUGCCUGCAGUGGCGGUUUUCCACCGCAGCAAGAAUUGGGUUGCUGGCGGUACUGCCAGUGGCAAGCUGUGCCUAUGGAUGUAG
Molecule: messenger RNA, 1572 nt
Organism: Penicillium verhagenii
Lineage: Eukaryota; Fungi; Ascomycota; Eurotiomycetes; Eurotiales; Aspergillaceae
Product: WD domain protein
Exons: 3
Coding region: 1-1572 (523 amino acids)
Biological process (GO): regulation of DNA damage checkpoint
Cellular component (GO): nucleus
Molecular function (GO): protein binding; DNA binding
Source: RefSeq, a predicted model, not a curated record